AUGUCCCCCACAUUGGCACACUCGGACAUCCAUUCCUUGAAGAGGAACCAGGCGCUGGAAAUUCUUGCCCAGAUUGCACGCGUUGAGAAGAAGACCUUCCCAACCAAUGAGGCUUUCAGCUUUGCCGAGGAAUUGUGGAGAAAGAAGCCCAACACGCGAGUUCUAUACACGACUCCUGCCACAACUGGAAGGCCAGUGGCCCCGUCGGAAGUUGUCGCCUACGCCGUAUAUGUACGCCAAAAGGGCGUCGCUCUCCUGCACAAGGUCUGUGUAGUUGAGGCCUAUCGCCGCCAGGGCGUCGGACAGCUCCUCAUGUCCUAUAUUCAGGAGCGCCUGCGAAACGAGGGCUGCCAAUACAUUCAGCUCUGGGUGGACCAGGCCAGGGUACCCGCUCGAGCACUGUAUUGUCGGUGUGGAUACAAGGAGAAAGAAGUGAUCCCUGACUACUAUGCCCCUGGACGGACUGGGAUCAGAAUGGUUCUGGAUUUAGAACGUGACGGGUGA
Molecule: messenger RNA, 504 nt
Organism: Penicillium macrosclerotiorum
Lineage: Eukaryota; Fungi; Ascomycota; Eurotiomycetes; Eurotiales; Aspergillaceae
Product: GNAT family N-acetyltransferase
Exons: 1
Coding region: 1-504 (167 amino acids)
Molecular function (GO): acyltransferase activity, transferring groups other than amino-acyl groups
Source: RefSeq, a predicted model, not a curated record